CCUCCUCAGAGGAAACAUUUCAGCAGACGUCGGUGUGUUUGAUGUCUCACGGCAGCGCGUGUAUCUGAUCCCCGCCGCGCCCCGCAGCAGCAGUAGCAGCAGCAGCCCGCCGCGCACGCACGGCCACGCACAGUCACGCACAGCUGGCGAUGAUGGCGGACUGUGUGGGCUUCCAGGCGCAGAUCGCCUCCAUCAUCGAGAUCCUGGCGAACUCAGCGGUGGCGGAGAUCUGUAAGCUAGUGGAUGACGGGUACGCGUCGCUGCGCGUGCAGAUGGAGGAGGAGCGCGAGAGGAGCGAGCAGGAGAAACGGGCCCUGCGGGACAGAGUGCGGGACAUGGAGGUGAAGAUGAGGAGCUGCGAGAGGAAGAUGAGGAGGAGGAGUCAGCACGCGCCCCAUUACAGGCCGUCGGGAGCACCUGCUCUUCAUCCUGUGGUGUCUACUCCUGCUGCUCCUCCUGCUGCAGCUCCUUCUCCUGCUGCCUCCUCUGAAGAGAAACUCCUCCAUCACAUUUCAAAGCAGGAGGAGAGCAGAGUGUUUCCUGUUGUGAAGGAGGAGAGAGAAGACUGUAACCUGGACCUGAAGGUAGAGGUAAACAUCAGGGCAGAGUGCAGUCUAUCUGCAGGCCUGGAGCCAACUGAUGAGACCCCCCCCAGAGAAAUCAUUCUUGACCCCAACACCACGUCCUCCUCCUCGUCCCUCCCUCCCCCCUCCCCAACUGACGCCACCAUGGACCUGACCUGCAGGUCUCGAGCCAAACGUAAACCUGUUAAACCUCUGAUGACCAGUGGGGGGGUUAGUGGGGUUGCUCCAGGCCCAGAGCCCCAGACAGACGGAGCUCUGAAGCCAGAGGUCCAGCCAGAAGGAGAUGAUGAGGAGGAACCCCCUCCCUCCCAGAUGUCACCCCCCUUGGCCUCAGACGAGCCGAGCCCGGAGCGCCUCAGCGGUCUUGGUCUGGACCUGGCGUGGAUGCAGGAGCGGGUCAGCCAUCUUGGCGCGGCAUAUGCAGUCGCUCAGCUGGGUUUGAACUCAGAGACAGGUCACCCCUCUUCCUUCUCCUCUCAGGGGGGGACGGACAGUCUGGAUGGCCCCCCCACCAUGCUCUUCACGGGCGGCGCUCAUGAAAUGGCUGCAUUCGCCGCCUCCUUCGACAUGGCUGCCGCCGCUGCAGCUGCCGCCGCUGUGGUUGCUGCACCUCCCCCUCCACCUCCUCCGCCCCCCCUCCCCUCAGCUCCUCAUGCCCCCCCUAGCAGCCAGAGGAGGCCUUACAGGAGCUCCUCUGCAGCUAAAGACCCGGCGGUGUGUGCGGUGUGUGGGCGGGUGUUUCCCAGCGCUGCCGCUCUGGAGCUGCAUGGGCGCGUGCACACGGGGGAAAGACCAUUCACUUGCCCCCACUGUGGGAAGGGCUUCGCUCAGCCCAACAACCUGCGUGUGCACCUGCUCAUCCACACGGGAGAGCGGCGCUAUCGCUGCUCACUUUGCGGGAAGAGCUUCAUCUCUUCCAGCCACUUGAAGAGGCACCGCACAGUUCACACACAGGAGAAACCGUACAGCUGCGCGCGCUGCGGACAGUCCUUCAGCCAGAUGUGCAGCGUCCGCAGACACCGGCAGCAGUCGCAGUGUGGACUGUAGACCUCCGACUUGUUGAUAAUCUACAUUCUGUCUGUGUGCAAGUUCAAGAAGCUCAUGAACAUGAACUGAAUCCUCACGUUUGUUUGAAUUUACAGCACAAGAGUUCACAUUCAGCCUGCUUCAAACUGGGGUAUCGAGUUCAUCCUUCAGUCAUUAUACAGUCCUGUCUGUGUCACACACACACACACACACACACACACACACACACACACACACACACACACACACACACACACACACACACACACACACACACACACACACACACACACACACACACACACACACACACACACACACACACACAAACAAACAGGUCCAGGAGGAGUUGCUCAGCAGAUAUCUGUUGUUAUUUCUGAGGGAGUGGGAGCUGCAAGUGUUGUUAGCAUAGCACACGCGCUGCAGCAAUAAAAAGAAAACACUUUUUUUUAACAUUCUUACUCGAGGUCUCCAUGGAUGGGCAUGGACUGAAGAACUUGAGGCUUGGACUGGGACCUGAACAAUGUUGGAUUAUAGUCAAGUCCAGGUCAGUCUGAUGGUAUCAGUGCAGGGUCACAGCUCUGUUUAUUGUAAAACUUAAUGUUUCAGAGAAGAUCUUUGAUCACAACAAUGCAGAGACAAAGUCACUGAGUUCUUAUCAGAACUUUUUUACAGUUAACAAACAAUUAGUUUUAAUAAACAUGUCUCACUGACAUGUUGAAGCUUAAGGAAAGUAAAUAUAGAGAACCGAGAAGAGCAGAAUGUCUUCAGUCCAUUGAUCCCAGAGAUGAGAGUAUCAAAGCUUACAGCAGCUCAGAACAACAAACACAGUAAAAAAAAGAGACAAUAUUAAACAUUACGCUGUGGCUGUCAAUACUAGAAUUUAAACUUCAUGAUUCUAGAAAAAAAAGACAUCAAUACCUGUUUAAAAGCACAGCAACAAAAAUAGAAGUGAACAGACCCAACAGUAGAACAUGUAUUGUUUUAAAUCUAAAAAUUGAAGACAAAUGUGAAAUGUUGCCAAUGUUUUUGUGCAAUUUAGACUUUGCAGGAGUUCAUCUGCAAUGUUGGAUGGAUGCAUUCCUCUCCUACACACCUGUCUUAUGAAAAAAAAAUUUUGUUUGUUUUGAUACUAUUAAUUUAAAAAAAGGAGAUUGUUUGGUCUUAAAACAUGCGGUAUCAAAAGAUAGUGAAGUAUUGAACGUUUUGACAAUCUUAAAGACAAUAAAUAUAAAGAUAUCAAAACAAGCAGGAUUCUCCCACCGAUGAGGAAGUAAAGGCUUUACAGCCGCUCACAACGACAACAAAAAGAAUUAAAUUAACAUCAUUAAAGAUAAAAAACUGUAGUUACGGUAUGUAUUAAUAACAGACGAGAUCACACAGGUGAUCCUGAGCUGAACAGUCAAAGCACACAGGGUUCAUAAAGUCUGAUAUUUCCUGAUCUUCGUGAAUUGUCAGGACAUGGAGGUGUAUGUGACAAUCAUGCUCAGUCAUAACAUACAACAGGUCAAAAAAGAUAGCUAGCUAACAGGCUAACUGUUCCUACCUACCUCCAGUGUUUGUAAGCUGGGCUAACCCCUCCUGCAGCUGUCUCUGUGCUGUUCAUUCACAACACAUGUCAUUCAUUCAGACUGUUGGUUUAACACAUAAAUGUAUCCUGAACUCUUCCUUUAAAGCACUUUAACUGUUCCUGUUGCCAUGGAGACCGGCAGUGUGUGAAGGUAAAUGUUGGAUUAAAUCAGCACAGGUGCGCUCGCUCUCACCUUUGAUCAUGUUGGUGACUCUGUCACUCUGAAUGUCACUUUAUUACUAAAUCAUCCGUCCAGAAUAUAACAAGACACGUGAUGUCCUGAGGUUAACUCUCCAUGUUUGUUUCCAUGGUUACACAGAAAACUCAGAUUUUAUUUUUUCACCUGCUGUGUUUUAACUGUGUCCAGGUGUGUCAGUGUGUGUGAUGUCAUCAGUCUCUGUUCUCAGAGAGAGAGAGAGAUCAGAAAUCAAAGGCUGUGUGUAAAAAGAUGUUAAGUUCAAACAUAUAUAUAUACAGUAUAUAGAUCAAUAUAUCAGAAGUAUUUGUGUGUGUAGGUGUUUGGAUGUAAUUGGCUCUGUGUUGAACAUGUGACGUCAGUAAUGACAUGUUCAGUGUUUAUAAAGUGUCAUUAAACAUGUCAGAGGAUUACAAUGA
This is a messenger RNA of Labrus mixtus (cuckoo wrasse), 3795 nucleotides long. Its product is annotated as zinc finger protein 2-like. The record is from RefSeq and is a predicted model, not a curated record. Lineage: Eukaryota; Metazoa; Chordata; Actinopteri; Labriformes; Labridae. The transcript is spliced from 4 exons. The coding region runs from base 150 to 1631 and encodes 493 amino acids. Gene Ontology annotation, cellular component: nucleus.